AUGAAGCUCAUUUCUGUCGUCGUUGCCGCUCUUGCAGCCACCAGUGCACAGGCCGGAGUUUUACAAAAAUGGUGCGCACUGCCUGCUCAGGGCUGCUACAUGCUGAAACGUGCCGCCGAUGCCAGUGGAGACGUUCGACGUUCUGCUGAGGCCCUUGCUGAGGCCAUGCCUGAUGCAGAAGCCUUGGCCAAGUGGUGUGCCCUUCCUGGUCAGGGAUGUCUCAAGGCUAAGCGGGCUGCUGAGGCUGUUGAGGAAGCCAGACGCUCCGCCGAUGCCCUUGCAGAUGCCAUGGCAGAUCUCGAGGAGUACUAG
Molecule: messenger RNA, 312 nt
Organism: Aspergillus bombycis
Lineage: Eukaryota; Fungi; Ascomycota; Eurotiomycetes; Eurotiales; Aspergillaceae
Product: mating alpha-pheromone PpgA
Exons: 1
Coding region: 1-312 (103 amino acids)
Source: RefSeq, a predicted model, not a curated record